This is a messenger RNA of Megalobrama amblycephala (Wuchang bream), 2115 nucleotides long. RefSeq names its product peptidyl-prolyl cis-trans isomerase G-like. Bases 1 to 2115 code for a protein of 704 amino acids. The transcript is spliced from 3 exons. NCBI's taxonomy places the organism in Eukaryota, Metazoa, Chordata, Actinopteri, Cypriniformes, Xenocyprididae. The record is from RefSeq and is a predicted model, not a curated record.
AUGGAUGAGGGUUCCUGCACCGGGGAGGAGGUCACCUCAAGAAGACCAAGGCCAAAACCAAGACAAUCAAGACCAGACCUCCAAGACCAAAACCAAGACAAAGACCAAUCAAGAUCAGAGGUCAGAGACCUCCAAGACCAAGACAAAACCAAGACCAUAAAACCAGUAGUCAAGACCAUACCAAAACCAAGACAAAGACUCAAGAGAGGUGAGACUAAGACCAAUCAAGACUGGAGGUGUAGUCAAGACCAGACCUCCAAGAGCAAUACCAAUCAAGACCAGAGGUGUAGUCAAAACCAGAACUCCAAGACCAAAAACAAGACCAAGACCAAUCAAGACUGGAGGUGUAGUCAAGACCAGACCUCCAAGAGCAAGACCAAUCAAGACUGGAGGUGUAGUCAAGACCAGACCUCCAAGAGCAAGACCAAUCAAGACCAGAGGUGUAGUCAAGACCAGACCUCCAAGAGCAAGACCAAUCAAGACCAGAGAUGUAGUCAAGACCAGACCUCCAAGAGCAAGACCAAUCAAGACUGGAGACCAGAACUCCAAGACCAGAACUCCAAGACCAAAAACAAGAGCAAGACUAAUCAAGACCAGAGUUGUGGUCAAGACCAGACUCCUAAGACCAAGACCAAAACCAAGACCAAGACUAAUCAAGACCAGAGAUGUGGUCAAGAUCAGACCUCCAAGACCAAGACCAAAAACAAGAGGAAGACAAAUCAAGACCAGAGGUGUAGUCAAGACCAGACCUCCAAGACAAAAAACAAGAGCAAGACCAAUCAAGACCAGAGGUGUAGUCAAGACCAGACCUCCAAGACCAAGACCAAGACUAAUCAAGACCAGAGCUGUGGUCAAGACCAGACCUCCAAGACCAAAAACAAGAGCAAGACCAAUCAAGACCAGAGGUGUAGUCAAGACCAGAUAUCCAAGACCAAAACCAAGACUAAUCAAGACCAGAGCUGUAGUCAAGACCAGAUCUCCAAGACCAAGACCAAAAACAAGACCAAUCAAGACCAGAGUUAUGGUCAAGACCAGACCCCUAAGACCAAGACUAAAAACAAGAGUAAGACCUACCAAGAUCAGAGGUGUAGUCAAGACCAGACCCCUAAGACCAAGACCAAAAACAAGAGGAAGACAAAUCAAGACCAGAGGUGUAGUCAAGACCAGACCUCCAAGACAAAAAACAAGAGCAAGACCAAUCAAGACCAGAGGUGUAGUCAAGACCAGACCUCCAAGACCAAGACCAAGACUAAUCAAGACCAGAGCUGUGGUCAAGACCAGACCUCCAAGACCAAAAACAAGAGCAAGACCAAUCAAGACCAGAGGUGUAGUCAAGACCAGAUAUCCAAGACCAAAACCAAGACUAAUCAAGACCAGAGCUGUAGUCAAGACCAGAUCUCCAAGACCAAGACCAAAAACAAGACCAAUCAAGACCAGAGUUAUGGUCAAGACCAGACCCCUAAGACCAAGACUAAAAACAAGAGUAAGACCUACCAAGAUCAGAGGUGUAGUCAAGACCAGACCCCUAAGACCAAGACCAAAAACAAGAGGAAGACAAAUCAAGACCAGAGGUGUAGUCAAGACCAGACCUCCAAGACAAAAAACAAGAGCAAGACCAAUCAAGACCAGAGGUGUAGUCAAGACCAGACCUCCAAGACCAAGACCAAGACUAAUCAAGACCAGAGCUGUGGUCAAGACCAGACCUCCAAGACCAAAAACAAGAGCAAGACCAAUCAAGACCAGAGGUGUAGUCAAGACCAGAUAUCCAAGACCAAAACCAAGACUAAUCAAGACCAGAGCUGUGGUCAAGACCAGACCUCCAAGACCAAAAACAAGAGCAAGACCAAUCAAGACCAGAGGUGUAGUCAAGACCAGAUAUCCAAGACCAAAACCAAGACUAAUCAAGACCAGAGCUGUAGUCAAGACCAGAUCUCCAAGACCAAGACCAAAAACAAGACCAAUCAAGACCAGAGUUAUGGUCAAGACCAGACCCCUAAGACCAAGACUAAAAACAAGAGUAAGACCUACCAAGAUCAGAGGUGUAGUCAAGACCAGACCCCUAAGACCAAGACCAAAAACAAGACCAAGACUAAUCAAGACCAGAGGUGUGGUUAA